CCAAUACUUGAAUAGCUUUCUAGCGCACCGUCUUACCACUGUGAGGCCCCUCUUUCACCGUGCGUCAUUCAUUGUCUGCUAGCUCGGCAAGCUGAUCAUUGGAGCAAGAGGAGGAGCAUUGGUCCAGAAAGUGCAUUGCCGUGCAGGCAACUGGCCAAUGAUGCCCGGAAGCGGCUAUGAGUCAGGGAUGUUGGGUUGCAGCUCAAUUGCAUCCCGUCUGCUCAUCCAAAUGCAAUGACGGGUCCAGGUCCAGCUAUUGCUGCGGCCACAGCGCAAACGCUGGUGCACCACACCCCCCUCAAUCGUCUCCAAGGCAAGCAGGCGAGCCGCACUGUGCAAGCUGCGUCUCGGACUAUCCGGGUUCGACUAAGGAUGGGUGGCUGAGGUUCCAGGUUUUGAGUUUACGCAUACUGUGCGGCCCCCCCUCUCUGUUGCCAUGCGCUGCUCCUCACCAUUUUGGCUUGCAUUCCCCCUCCUGACCUGCGCGCGCCCCCUCCCCUCCCCCCUCCCGCUAUCAGUUCCUUGGAGACGAGGCGAGGCGCGGCACACAAAAGUUUAGUUGCUCCUCCCACAAAAACGCUAUUUUGGUCGUUGAAAUUCAAUGGCUCUCUUCCUCGCUGCUUUCCAUUGCUUUCCCAUUGCUCUCGUGCUCUUGACGCCUUCUGUCGCCACGUUCGGCACUGCAGCAAAUCGAUUCCACAGUGGGUCGAGUGACUAGCUUCCCCAGAUUUUAAACCCCAGAAAUCGCUGAGGGAUGGGUACUGGGACAUGCGCUAGCCCAAAAAUAGCCCCGUUUCUGCCUGCAGGUCGAUGUACCCGUACAAAGUCACGCGAUCGAGCCUGCCUGUUGCUCCUCCUAAUCAGAACAGUGCGCAAGUAUGUUUGCCAGCCCGUCUCUCAUGCCAGGGCAACAAGCUUCCGCAUCGGCGGCGCAAGCGCUGGAACCUACCCCGCCCCGAAGCUGUUGUAAGCCUGAGGGUGCAACAUUGGCAGCUGGCCACCAGCUGGUCUUCCCUCUCAUAAGAACCAAGCUUCCCCUCUUCUCCCCUCUCGCCCCCUCUUCUUCCUCUGCUUCCCACAUCAUCAUUUGAACCCAAUUUACUCUCAGCAUCCAACAUCUUGCCUGUUGCAUCAGUUUGCACACGCAUCAACCAGAACGAAUACUGUAUUUGAAGUCUUGUACUUGAAAUUCACACAUAAACCCACCCCCAGUCCCAACCAUGGAACCACUUCAGAAGGUCGACUCCGCCGUCCAAGGCUUGUCGUCAUCCCCCCCUAAGGAGAAGGUCAGAAGACAAAGCUCCGCAGCUGCCGCUGGUGUCAUGAACAUCAACGAUCUCGAGCGUGAUGGCGUUGAGAUUGAAAUCGCCAUUGAAACACAAAAGACAGGGUGGAAAAUUAACAAGAGCCCGAACUCAGUCGAGGACCCUGCUGUCCUCAAGGUCCUGCUGACAAAACCUCCGGUCAAGAAGAUUGACUUGCACUUCCCGUUAGGAAUGGAAGUAACAGCAAGAAACCUCAAGGGUGUCACGAUUAAGGACGCCAUGGAUGCCAUCUACAAGGCUUACAAGAAGCGCUCGGACGAUGAGCUUGACAAGCCCUACCUCGCUGGUUUCGAGUGGGACAAGGAGGAGUGCUGGACACGGUUCAUUGUCCACCUGCAGAAGGAGCCUGGCACGACAAUGGCGGCCGGCGGCGGUGGCAAGAAGAAGAAGAAGGCCAAGGACGAAGAGUAAAUGCCUUACCGGCAACCGCCUCAUCUGUUCCAAUAGUUCCUUCAAAUGUGUUUGUUUGGCUUCGCUGAGUUCUUGCGAGUCGGCGCUUGGGAUAUUGCGAUUAAGAUACUCUUUGGCCGGGUUUGCUCAGCGAUUGCGUUGUAUUAGCGUAUCGCGAUUAUUCUGUAUCUUUGUUACGACAGAUUCAAUGAUAUAUGACGGAGAGGGAUUCAGUAUGGCUGUGCCAUGACUGCUAAUUCAUAAGAUUCCGCUUCAACUCU
Messenger RNA from [Torrubiella] hemipterigena, 1996 nucleotides. The record is from the annotation of a GenBank genome assembly. Lineage: Eukaryota; Fungi; Ascomycota; Sordariomycetes; Hypocreales; Clavicipitaceae.